Electrophorus electricus (electric eel) is the source of this 2599-nucleotide messenger RNA. The record is from RefSeq and is a predicted model, not a curated record. NCBI's taxonomy places the organism in Eukaryota, Metazoa, Chordata, Actinopteri, Gymnotiformes, Gymnotidae.
UAGCCUUUUUUUCUUGUGUGUGUCGAUGCGUGACAGCAAAGCACGCUACUCUUCUUUGAAUUACUACUAAACACAAGGACGCGAUGGAUCUGCUGAACUGCGCUGGCUCUGUCUGGGUAAGGGCACUGGUGCUGCUUUCGUUAUGGGAUUCGUCUUUCGGCCAAAUUUCGUACUCUGUCUCAGAGGAGGCAAAGAAGGGAACCGUUGUUGGAAAUAUUGCGAAGGAUCUUAAUCUCAGUGGGCAGGACCUGGAGUCACGCGCAUUUCAGCUUGUGGCUGGACCCAAUGCGAAGUAUUUCGAGGUAAAUCUUAAGACUGGGUUCUUACUUGUUAAUGACAGAAUUGACAGAGAGGAAUUAUGUGAAAACAAACAAAAAUGCGUACUGAAUAUUGAAGUAAUGGUACACAAUCCACACAAGCUUUACCGUGUUGAAAUGAUCAUUCUAGACAUCAAUGACAACUCUCCGGUGUUUCCACGACAAACCUUUGUUUUGGAUAUUAAUGAACAUGUGCUUCCGGGAGAUCGGUUUACUGUAAGUACGGCCCGUGAUAUGGACAUCGAGAGUAAUUCUGUGAAAUCUUACAAAAUUAAACCGAAUGAAUAUUUUUCAUUGGACGUGCAGAGCGCUGGACAGCAUAGUGCUUCAGCUGAACUAGUGCUGCAGAAAUCACUGGACCGGGAGAGAGAGUCUGUGAUUAAACUCGUGCUCACUGCAAUAGACGGUGGAAGUCCUCCUCGGUCCGGGACACUGCAGGUCAUUAUAAAUGUGCUGGAUAUAAACGACAAUAACCCCGUGUUCACCAAACCUCUCUACAAAGUUAAAGUCCACGAGAAUGCACUUGUAGGAAGUAAAGUAAUUACUGUCUCCGCAACAGAUUCAGACGAGGGUGUUAAUGGUGAACUGUCCUAUUCCAUUGUAAAUGAUGAGGAAAGUUUAACCCUAGAUCAAUUCUCUAUAAAUCCAGUGUCUGGGGAUAUCACUAUCAAAGGGAAGAUUGAUCACGAAGAAAAUCCUGCAAUUGAACUGAGAAUACAGGCUCAAGACAAAGGACAGCCUCCGAGAAAGUCUAGAUGCAAAGUAUUAAUUGAAGUUGUGGAUGUGAAUGACAAUGCACCUAAAAUAUCAGUUACUCUGCUCAUAAGCUCGGUAAGCGAGGACAUCAGACCUGGUGCCGAUGUGGCACUGAUUACAAUUUCAGAUAAAGAUGAUGGAGAAAAUGGAAAAGUAGAUUGUAAAAUAGCAGGCCCGAGUCCCUUUAAACUUCAGUCAUCGUAUAAAGACUCCUAUUCUCUUGUUGUAAAUGAACCUCUUGACAGAGAGCGGGAAUCACAAUAUAAUAUUACAAUUAUAGCUAAUGACGAAGGGGACCCCUCCCUCUCCAGUAGUACCGUCAUAACGAUCCAUGUUUCUGACGUAAAUGACAACUCACCCAUGUUCCGUGCACAUGUGAUAAAUAUCAGCGUAAAAGAGAAUAGUCCAGUUGGAGGGUUCUUGACAUCUGUGACAGCACAAGAUCUAGAUAUUGGUGAAAAUGCAAAUAUUCAGUAUUCACUGCUUGAUGGAGAUAACAGCAAAGUACUUGUGUCAACUCUGCUGAACAUGAACUCACUCACCGGUGAACUGUACAGCCUGACGUCCUUUGAUUAUGAGAAAACAAAGCAAAUCCGGUUUAAAGUUCAAGCCACUGACUCUGGAGUUCCUCCUCUUAGUAGCAGUGUGACAGUCAACAUUUUUAUACUGGAUGAGAAUGAUAACAGUCCAGUUAUUCUACCGCCAUAUUCUGAACCCGGAUCAGUUAACACUGAGAACAUUCCCUACUCUGCUGAAGUGGGUUACUUUGUGGCUAAAAUCAGAGCUGUAGAUGCUGAUUCUGGUUAUAAUGCAUUGCUGUCUUACUAUAUAACUGAACCUAAGGGAACUAAUCUCUUCCGCAUUGGAACCAGCACUGGAGAAAUAAGAACUAAACGACGAAUGAGUGACAAUGAUUUAAAGACUCAUCCGCUUGUUAUCACUGUCUCGGAUAAUGGAGAAUCACCACUAUCAGCGACUAUGUCUAUCGAUGUUGUAGUUCUUGAAAAUAUUGACCUUAUGAACACACCUCUGAGGAAUUUGCCAGUUAAGGAAGACACUUUUUCUGAUUUAAAUCUAUAUUUGCUAAUCGCUAUUAUCUCGGUGUCCGCAAUAUUUUUAUUGAGCCUCAUGGGUUUAAUAGCAGCUAAAUGCUACAGAACAGAUGGCAUUUUCAGCGGGUACAGCGCUCCAGUGGUCACUACACACCCUGACGGGAGCUGGUCUUACUCUAAAUCCACUCAGCAGUAUGACGUGUGUUUUAGCUCAGACACAAUGAGGAGUGACGUAGUGGUUUUUCCAUCGCCAUUUCCGCCUGCAGAGGCAGAUCUGAUCAGCAUUAAUGGAGAGGACACCUUUACUCGGAUACAAACUCUUCCGAGUACCACAAAGGUAAGGCUUUGCUUUCCUCUGAGGUUUUGGCUACCUUCUCAUUUUGUCAUUAAGGGAAAUUUACAAUGCACUCACAUAGGAAGAUUUAAUUUACAGCGGUUGGCUUUGUUUGAGUAAAUCUGGACUGUCUGUCUAGU